This is a messenger RNA of Cephus cinctus (wheat stem sawfly), 832 nucleotides long. It is a transcript of the gene mRpS11, whose product is annotated as 30S ribosomal protein S11. Gene Ontology annotation, cellular component: mitochondrial small ribosomal subunit; ribosome. The record is from RefSeq and is a predicted model, not a curated record. Gene Ontology annotation, biological process: translation; ribosomal small subunit assembly; maturation of SSU-rRNA from tricistronic rRNA transcript (SSU-rRNA, 5.8S rRNA, LSU-rRNA). Gene Ontology annotation, molecular function: mRNA 5'-UTR binding; small ribosomal subunit rRNA binding; structural constituent of ribosome. The transcript is spliced from 5 exons. Bases 98 to 739 code for a protein of 213 amino acids. NCBI's taxonomy places the organism in Eukaryota, Metazoa, Arthropoda, Insecta, Hymenoptera, Cephidae.
CACAAUACGUGUUGGGUAGGUUAGGUUAUAUCUUGUCGUCUGCUGCUUUCCAGCGUGUCUAGUAUACAGUUCGAAGUAACUUUUUUUUCUAUUCAAAAUGCUGAAGUCCGCUUUAAGCGUGUUAAAAUUUCCACUGUUGGCUGACAGAAUGUGCGUUGAUUUAAAAUCCGGAGUAAGAAAAUUAAAUAGUUCGUCGACAAUUGCAAGAACCCUGCACAGCACUGCAUCUUGUCAGAAAUUGAACGACGACAGGAAAAACAUGAUGUCAAUUUUGCCUGCAAAAGAUCAGGGAACUGAUGGUGAGAAAAUCAUCAACAUCGAUUCUUUGAAUAUUGUCGAGGAUAUGUUUCCAACACCUGAAACUCCAAAUAAACUUUUUAACGGUAUACCGUUUAAAGAUAUACCGAUAUGUAAUGUCAAAGUAUCUCCGAAUAACACAAUUAUAUGUUUAACCGAUAGUCAGGGAAAUGUUAAAAUGCUGCACAGUUGCGGUAGAGAGGGUUUUAAAAAUACUAGAAAGGGAACAAAUAUAGCAGCGCAAGCUACCGCCAUCAGUUUAGGUUCACGAGCUAUUGGUGAGGGUAUUAAAUCAGUCAGAGUUAAGAUAUCUGGUCUUGGUCCAGGCAGAAUGUCUGCCGUAAAGGGUCUACAAAUGGGCGGUCUUAAUAUAAUCUCUAUAACUGAUGCUACUCCUGUUUCGUGGAAUCCACCGAGACCAAGAAAGCCAAAAAGAUUGUAAAAAUAUGUAGUCAUUAUUAAUGAUUGCAUUUUAGAUAUAUCGAUAUUAGUUAGUGGUAAGAAAACAUUAAAAAUUAUGUUUAAAAGUCAAAAA